Molecule: messenger RNA, 2643 nt
Organism: Urocitellus parryii (Arctic ground squirrel)
Lineage: Eukaryota; Metazoa; Chordata; Mammalia; Rodentia; Sciuridae
Gene: Uvrag
Product: UV radiation resistance associated
Biological process (GO): SNARE complex assembly
Cellular component (GO): endosome; lytic vacuole
Molecular function (GO): SNARE binding
Source: RefSeq, a predicted model, not a curated record
GGUGGAGGGGGUUGCACUGCGGUAAUAUGGCUCUUCCUUAGCCAGCGGCAGCGGCCAGCGCGGGGACAGAGCAGUCCUGCCUCUCGGGUGGAGGGUUGUAGGCAGCAGGGGCUCGGAGGGUCGUGGGUACGAGGCAGCGGCGGAUGCGGGAGGAGCGCCCGUCCCGCCGCCUGGCGGCCGCUGGGUCAAAAUGAGCUCCUCAGCGUCGGUCGGGGGCCCGGUCCCGCCGCCGCCCCCGGGCCCGGCCGCCGCGCUGCCGUCAGGUUCUGCCGCGCGGGCCCUGCAUGUGGAGCUGCCGUCUCAGCAGCGGCGUCUUCGGCAUCUUCGAAACAUUGCGGCCCGGAACAUUGUUAAUAGAAAUGGCCAUCAACUGCUUGAUACCUACUUCACACUUCACUUGUGUAAUACUGAAAAAAUAUAUAAAGAAUUUUAUAGAAGUGAAGUGAUUAAGAAUUCCUUGAAUCCAACAUGGCGGAGUCUCGAUUUUGGAAUAAUGCCAGACCGUCUUGAUACAUCUGUUUCUUGCUUUGUGGUGAAGAUUUGGGGUGGAAAGGAGGACAUCUACCAGCUGUUGAUUGAAUGGAAAGUCUGUUUGGAUGGACUGAAGUACUUGGGUCAGCAGAUUCAUGCCCGCAACCAAAAUGAAAUAAUUUUUGGACUAAAUGAUGGCUACUAUGGUGCUCCAUUUGAACAUAAGGGUUAUUCAAAUGCUCAGAAGAAUAUUCUUAAGGUGGAUCAGAACUGUGUUCGCAAUUCUUACGAUGUCUUCUCUUUGCUACGGCUUCAUAGAGCCCAGUGUGCAAUUAAGCAGACUCAGGUAACUGUUCAGAAAAUUGGAAAGGAAAUUGAAGAAAAACUAAAACUCACAUCUACAAGCAAUGAGCUGAAAAAAGAAAGUGAAUGCCUGCAAUUAAAAAUUUUGGUGCUUCGCAAUGAACUGGAAAGACAGAAGAAAGCUUUGGGACGGGAAGUAGCAUUACUGCAUAAGCAACAAAUUGCAUUACAGGACAAAGGAAGUGCAUUUUCAACUGAGCACCUCAAGCUUCAGCUCCAGAAGGAAUCCCUAAAUGAGUUGAGGAAAGAGUGCACUGCAAAAAGAGAACUCUUUCUGAAGACUAAUGCUCAGUUGACAAUUCGUUGUAGGCAGUUACUUUCUGAGCUUUCCUACAUUUACCCUAUUGAUUUGAAUGAGCAUAAGGAUUAUUUUGUAUGCGGUGUCAAGUUACCUAAUUCCGAGGAUUUCCAAGCAAAAGAUGAUGGAAGCAUUGCUGUUGCCCUUGGUUACACUGCACAUUUGGUCUCCAUGAUUUCCUUUUUCCUACAAGUGCCCCUCAGAUAUCCUAUAAUUCAUAAGGGGUCUAGAUCAACAAUCAAAGAUAAUAUCAAUGACAAGCUGACUGAAAAGGAGAGAGAGUUUCCACUGUAUCCAAAAGGAGGAGAGAAGUUACAAUUUGAUUAUGGUGUCUAUCUUCUGAACAAAAAUAUAGCACAGCUAAGAUACCAACAUGGACUAGGGACCCCAGACUUGAGACAAACACUUCCUAACCUGAAAAACUUCAUGGAGCACGGAUUAAUGGUCAGGUGUGACAGACAUCACACCUCCAGCGCAAUCCCUGUUCCAAAGAGACAAAGCUCCAUAUUUGGGGGUGCAGAUGUAGGCUUCUCAGGGGGGAUCCCUUCACCAGACAAAGGACAUCGAAAACGGGCCAACUCAGAGAAUGAGAGACUCCAGUACAAAACCCCUCCUCCCAGUUACAACUCAGCGUUAGCACAGCCUGUGACCACCAUCCCUUCUGUGGGAGAGUGUGAGAGAAAGACAGCAUCUCUGUCAUCCUCCUUGGACACCUCCUUGGACUUCUCCAAAGAAAACCAGAAAAAAGGAAUAGAUUUGCAUGAUAGCUUAAAUGAAGACCAUKUGAGCGUGACCACUAACCAGGAUCGAGGAAAAGCCACCUCUGGGCGUCCUACCACAGUAAAUGGCACCCUGCUGCCCGGCGAGGCUGGCUCUGCCGGCGUCCAGCUUCCAGGUGAGUUCCACCCGGCCUCAGGAGCUGAGCUCUGCUGUACCGUGGAGCAGGCAGAAGAAAUCAUUGGGCUGGAAGCCACAGGUUUCACCUCAGGCGAUCAGCUGGAAGCGUUUAACUGCAUCCCAGUGGACAGUGCUGUGGCAGUAGAGUGUGACGAUCAGGUCCUAGGAGAGUUCGAGGAGUUCUCCCGCAGGAUCUAUGCACUCAAUGAAAACGUAUCCAGCUUCCGCCGGCCUCGCAGGAGUUCUGAUAAGUGAAGUGAGCAGACAGACACCAGGACCAGGGCAGCAUCCCUWCCCCAAAUGGGAAAAGCUGCACUUACCCUUUUUAAUAAUUAUGACAAAAAGCAAAUGUUAAUGGAGGAUAUUCCUCAGAGAAACAAACUUUGGGACUAGAGGAGGGACUCAGGAUCAUUGUAUAUCAAUGGGCCAGGCGAAAUUAGAUUUUGCUUUCAGGAUUUGCUUUUUAGCCCUGAUGAUUGUUUUAAGGCAAAAGUCACCCUCUAGUUGAACGAGCUUAUAGCUCGAGUCACCUUAUAGGCAUUUGUCUGCUUUUCAUUUACACAUCUAUGUAAUCCUCAGAGGGAAGAUGAUAAUAUAUAAGUAAUAUAAUGAAC